This is a messenger RNA of Alosa sapidissima (American shad), 1901 nucleotides long. RefSeq names its product eukaryotic translation initiation factor 4E family member 1c (gene eif4e1c). Gene Ontology annotation, molecular function: RNA 7-methylguanosine cap binding; translation initiation factor activity. The record is from RefSeq and is a predicted model, not a curated record. The transcript has 7 exons. Gene Ontology annotation, cellular component: eukaryotic translation initiation factor 4F complex; cytoplasm. The coding region runs from base 148 to 786 and encodes 212 amino acids. Gene Ontology annotation, biological process: translational initiation. Lineage: Eukaryota; Metazoa; Chordata; Actinopteri; Clupeiformes; Clupeidae.
UGCGUUCAGUCAGGAUCUCCUGCAUGGACCACAUGAGUAGCAUCCACAUGAGUUUGAGCUACGUACGUUGACGUAGAUUUCCUAACGUUAGUGGUUUCGUGACGCAUCAACGUAUGGUUGAGCGGACAGGAGAAUUUUACUGGCAAGAUGGCGACUUCGGAGCCGCGAGGAAACGAAACUGAAGAUGGUCCAAAUGAAACACCUACACCCGCCGUUGCAAGUUCUGAGCAGUACAUCAAACAUCCAUUGCAGAACAGAUGGGCCCUAUGGUAUUUCAAAAAUGACAAGAGCAAAAGUUGGACAGAAAAUCUGCGUCUGAUUGCCAAGUUUGACACAGUAGAGGACUUUUGGGCAUUAUACAACCAUAUACAGCAACCAAGCAAACUCGGGUUUGGCUGUGACUAUUGCUUAUUUAAGGAUGGCAUCAAGCCCAUGUGGGAGGAUGACCGGAAUAAACUUGGGGGCAGGUGGCUGAUGACUCUAAGCAAACAGCAGAGACAUAACGACCUUGACCGUUACUGGAUGGAGACGCUUUUGUGUUUAAUUGGAGAGUCUUUUGAUGAGGCCAGUGAAGACGUGUGUGGAGCUGUGGUCAAUGUCAGGCCGAAAGGAGAUAAAAUAGCCAUCUGGACUGGCAACUGCCAAAACAGGGAAGCCAUUAUGACGAUAGGGCAACAAUACAAAGAGCGUUUGAAUAUUCCCGGCAAACUUCUCAUCGGCUACCAGUCACACGAUGACACCUCUAGCAAAAGUGGAUCCACAACGAAGAACAUGUAUUCAGUUUGAAGAAGAUUAAUUCCAGUUGUUGUAGGUUUAUGAAAUUAUCAGAUUGCAUCACACAUGAAUAAUUUUGAGUUGUCAACUACUGUAGUGUCCUUCCUUUUAAACAGAAAGAGUGAGGGGGGAAAAAAAAACAAUAUUCAGCACGUAAAUGUGAAACUCAAACUUGCUGUUGAACACCUUCAGUAGCUGGGCUCAUCAAAGGGUGCUAAAUGGCCUAGAGGUUUGAGGGACUGCACCAGUUCAAAAUAUUGAAAAUGGGCGAUAUGUUACUGAUUUCUUUUCAGUUUAGACUAAACAAUUAGAUAAGACUAAUACUACACAUCCCUGGCAAAAGAGGUUGUAGGUUCAUUGUUAAAAUGAAACCAACUUUCUUGGCUUUAACCUGUUAUCUCUUGUGUGUCAUGUUACAAAUGUUUUGUCACUACUGGGGUUUACAAACGGAAGGAAUAAUGGCAACUUUCACCCACCCAGUAAUUUUAAGGGCCACAGUAGUUUUAACAUGUAUCAUUUUUGGAGGUGUUUGGCAUGAGCAGCAUUUGCAGAUGCGCCUGCAGACUGACUAUCUUAAAAGGUUUGUAAAAGUUGGCCUGAGUUUCUCUCUAUGUUUGGUAUUUGCCCGGAGAGACCACUUAUUGUUUCAGCCAUGCUGAAAUUGUGAAAAGACUUGCUUGUAGAACUGUUUUGAAAUCUUAUGUGUGAAAUCCCCCCCCUUACAUCUAUUUAUGGUAUAUGCAUUGCAGUUGAGCUAUUCAGUGGGAGGAAGACCAUGAAAGGAAAAAAAAAACUUUUUUGUUAACUAUUCUUUAUUUUUUUUUAAUUUUUUUUUUUUCAUUUUUGAAGAGGUUAGGAAUGUGGACUACUGCUUAAUGUAGAAACAUUUUUUUACAGUAUAUUUUACAGUAACCUGCCUGGUCACCCUUGCUUUUUAGGUGUGCUUUUCACUGUUUUUCUUUCCUAAAACUAGACUUUUUUUCACGUUCGCAAUACUUUCAGGAUCAGUGCGAAUGAAGAGAGGCUACUCAUUGUGAAAUGAUUUUGCUCAUAUUGUAUCUUUAUUAUCUGUAAUUCCAGGAUGUAUAUUACCUUCUUUCAAGUAAAGAUUAAGUGCUUUGCAUUAA